Molecule: messenger RNA, 1569 nt
Organism: Stereum hirsutum FP-91666 SS1
Lineage: Eukaryota; Fungi; Basidiomycota; Agaricomycetes; Russulales; Stereaceae
Product: MFS general substrate transporter
Exons: 14
Coding region: 1-1569 (522 amino acids)
Biological process (GO): transmembrane transport
Cellular component (GO): membrane
Molecular function (GO): transmembrane transporter activity
Source: RefSeq, a predicted model, not a curated record
AUGGAGGCUAAACACAGUAGUACAGAGCUAUCGCAGAAGUCUACCAAGAAUAACUCUGGGUCCAAGCACCUCGUCGUGGACUCGUAUACCGUCGAUGAAGCAGCAGCUCUGACCGCUGGCCAGGAUUUUCAUGUCACACCAGAAGAUGCUGCCCGCGUCAGACGGAAGAUUGACUUGCAUCUUAUGCCCCUCAUGUGCCGUGAGAUGACCUUCAUGGACAAGACGACCCUGGGACAGAGUGCGACUUUGGGAAUAUUGACAAGUGCCAAACUGACGACGGACGAGUUCAAUUGGCUGGGGACAAUCUUUUACAUUGCAUAUUUAUUCUUUCAAUGGCCACAAAACCUCGCGCUACAGCGUUUCCCCGUUGGCAAGUGGAUGAGCGUCAACGUAUUCGUCUGGGCCGUAGCGCUGCUGUGUCACGCUGCAUGCAAGUCUUUCGGCAGCCUUUUUGCUGUCCGGCUGAUUAUGGGCAUAGCGGAAGGAGCGAUAACUCCUGGAUUCAUGCUCUUGACAUCUAUGUUUUACACUCGUGUAGAGCAGACAAGGCGCGUUGGCUACUGGUUCUUGAUGAAUGGGGUCGCCAUCAUCAUCCUCGGUUUUGUGGCUUUUGGGGUUUUGCAUACCACCAACGAGAACUUCCAACCAUGGCAAUGGCUCAUGGUCAUCACCGGCUUGAUUACGCUGAUCAUUUCUGUCAUCUUCUGGUUCUUUUUCCCGGACUCACCUAUGACUGCACACUUCUUGAGCGAGGAUGAACGUCUCAUUGCGGUCGAACGUAUCAAAGUGAAUCAAGCUGGAGUCGAGAAUAAGCACUUCAAGCGUGACCAGUACGGAUUCGUGGAGACUAUGUGUGACCCGAAGACGUACCUUCUCUUCUUCUUUGCGGCAUCCUCUAAUGUUGUCAAUUCGCUCACGAACCAACGGCAAAUCAUAGUCAAGCUCUUCGGAUUUUCUACCAUAGACACAACCCUCCUUGGUUGUGUCGAUGGAGUCGUCGAGAUUCUGGUGAUCUGGCUCGGUGUGUUCUUGGCCGCACACUUCAAAAAUGCCCGCGUCUACUCUGCAAUAUCUCUCUACGUGCCUGCGAUAUUGGGUUCCAUUCUUGUUACCACACUUCCAGCUGAUAACAAGGUCGGGCGGCUUUUCUCAUACUGGAUCUCGAUCUUUGCAUUCCCGCCGUUCGUCAUUGUCCUUGGUUGGGUUGGCCAAAUCACCGCUGGGCACACAAAGAAAACUACUACGAAUGCCGUCGUCCUCAUCGGUUACUCGGUCGGGAACGCCGCUGGUCCUGCCAUGUGGAAAUCACAGUAUCAACCUCUGAACCACGUCCCUUGGGCCAUCAUCUCCGGCUGUUCAUUUCUCUCUGCAAUCAUCCUGCUCAUCACUCGCAUCUACCUCGCGCGAGAAAACAAUCUGCGUGACUCGGAGAACCAGGAUAGCGUAUAUGACGACGCCGUCAUCGUGGUGGAGGAUGGCAGCAAUGAGAAAGAGAAGGAAAAGAAGGUCGAUAAGGCAUUCUUGGACUUGACGGACAGGCAAAACCGCGACUUCAGGUAUGUCUUGUGA